CUGCAUCAUGACAUCACAUUGGCUACGUCCUAGUGACUUGCCUGGCAGGCAUUGUUCUUCGGUCAUGACAUCAUUGGUUCAGGUGGAAAGUGUCAAUGGGGAUUCUCAGGUGGAAAGACACCAGCGCGCCACCUUCUUCCUAGGAUGCAAAGCAAAAGAAAACCGACACCUGGCACAAAUCCCCAAACCAGAGCUGGAACAAGUUCACGUACAUUAUGGCAACGACAGUUGCGUUUAGGAGAGCUUUUAUCCCCGCAGUCACGGCUUUUCAAUAUCAAGUUACAAAUAGUUGAAUCUGAAGAAUAUUUUUCGUUACCCGAAUGUCAUCGGGAUUUAAGUAUCGGAAAACUGAAGAAUCGACUUGAGCUUUUUGUUGGGAUCCCAGUGAAUUUCCAGCGAAUUCAAUAUCUGGAUGAAGAUCUUGAGGAUGAGUCUACAUUGAGGAAACAUGAAAUCGUCCCUGGAGGAACUCUCACUAUGCGAAUUUGGCCAGAAGAUUCUUGGGGACAAUUGGUGGCUGCAGCUGCAAGUGGAAAGGUCAAGAAGUUGCAAACCGUAGGAGUUACACAGACCUCCUCGUUCAGCACUGCAAAUUCGAGGCUAAUGACGGAAGAAAAGAGGAAUGACUGGUUAGCGCACCGAGCAUUCGUGGCUUUAUUUAUUACAGCUCACAGAGGCCACACGAGGGCAGUGGAAUAUUUGCUCCAAAAUGGUGCUGAUGUGAAACUUAAAACCCCUCUGGGUAGAACAGCCCUCCACGUUGCUGUCACUUCGGGCCAGGUUGAAUGUAUCAGUAUCCUCCUUGACUCUGGAGCCAGGGUCAGCGAUGAGGACAAUGAAGGGCACAAUGCUGUACAACUGGCCCGGCUGUGGAAACAGAGAGAGAGCGAAAGGAGGCUUUUCCGGCACAGGUGGAUGAUCCGAACAGUUAGAAGCAGCCAACACCAAAACAUCAAAUAGAAGCUGGAAGUCAACGCAGAUUUUUUUAAAAAAUUGCACAACUGAUGUAGGGAUUAAGAACACUUUCCAUGUGAAUUUUCCUUCAGAAAUGUAUGCUGUAUUGAAAUACAAGACUUCAUUUCUCCACAGAGGUUGUACCCAACUGUAAAUGAGAUAGUUAUAGCAAUGAUAGAAAGUCUUAAAAUUCCUCCAUGGUUACUAGUGUAAGGCAUGUGCUCCUCAGGAUUGAGCUACAGUGUUUGGGGGAAAUCUUGCUACUUCCAUCCUGUUAUCCCAGCAACCAUCAGACACUUAUGGAAUAGAUGAGGCUGGUAGAAGAGCCUAAAGUCAUCCAGAGAGCUUUCAUGACUGAGGUGAGCUAGAACUAAGGUUACCACGGUUCUAGAUCAACCCCUUAACCUCCAUACCAUACUACGUCUCUUAUCUCCCCUGAUGUAGUUCCACUAUUAUAUCUAGAAGGUACCUGACUGUAUUAAACUGUGUAUAAUGUGUUGGGUCAAUCUUAUUCAAGUUUGUGUUCAGAUCACCAAGUUAGAACACCUAUAGGAGUUCCUAUAGAGGUCUAGUAGUUCCUGUUUACAUUACAAGAUCGCUGGAUUGAAGAAAUCUCAAUUAAAUGGUUUGACACCUUAAUGCUCCACACUAAAUGCUUAGUUCAAUUAAAAAUUAUCUUGAGAAAG
Messenger RNA from Pantherophis guttatus, 1640 nucleotides. RefSeq names its product ankyrin repeat domain 60 (gene ANKRD60). Lineage: Eukaryota; Metazoa; Chordata; Lepidosauria; Squamata; Colubridae. Gene Ontology annotation, molecular function: protein binding. The record is from RefSeq and is a predicted model, not a curated record.